This is a messenger RNA of Exophiala viscosa, 876 nucleotides long. RefSeq lists its product as uncharacterized. The record is from RefSeq and is a predicted model, not a curated record. Gene Ontology annotation, biological process: regulation of DNA-templated transcription. The coding region runs from base 1 to 876 and encodes 291 amino acids. The transcript has 3 exons. Gene Ontology annotation, molecular function: zinc ion binding; DNA-binding transcription factor activity, RNA polymerase II-specific. Lineage: Eukaryota; Fungi; Ascomycota; Eurotiomycetes; Chaetothyriales; Herpotrichiellaceae.
AUGACGCCUCCUCUGGAACCAUCAUCACCUAUGGACGGUGGAAUUCGAAAACGAGUAUGCAAAGCCUGCGAUCGAUGUCGCCUGAAGAAGUCAAAGUGCGACGGUGCCAGCCCUUGCGGUCGAUGUAAGGCUGACAACGCCAUCUGUGUCUUUGGCGAACGCAAAAAGUCCCAUGACAAGAUCUAUCCCAAAGGCUACGUAGAAAUGCUCGAGAGUCAACAAGCACAGCUCGUCUCCGGUCUACAAGAACUCUACAAGCGACUUCAAGACGGUCAAGGCUGGACCGGAUCACCCUUGAAGGAGACCAGCAAUGGCAUGCCAUUGACGCACGACAUUCUCGAACGAUUAGGAGCCUUGAAGCAGGAUGGCAAUGUCACGCAUGAAGGCUUCGAGGAGGACCUCAAUGUUCUGCAGCAAAGACUAAUCACUGAUGGUGCUGGCUUCAUGCAACGACAACACUCACACGACUCGCAUUCGGACACCAGUGCCCCGUCCCCCGUCUACGAGCCUGUCGCUCAGAGACUCAACUUUUCUAAGCCUUUCAAUCUCAAUCAACUACCUCCCACGCCUCCGAACCGAAGUCCUUAUCCUCACAACGUUCGAGCCGUCCCUACAAAAUCACAUACCUACCCCCACGCCGCCACCACUCAUUCGAAUCUCAGCUGGAAUACCCCAAUCUCCGAAUUUGACGACUCGAUGGACUUCAUCAACCAGUUCGAGUCGCCCAUGAUGGACCCGUCAAUAGACUUGACAUCUUUUCCGCCAGCAAUGUUUCAAGAUCCCAUGAUCUCUGCGGCGAUCAAUCCCUGUCUAACGAUGAAAGACUGGGCAGACCAGGAGGAUCUGCAGCGGUUCUUUAAUCCGACCAUGGUUUGA